AUGACAAUGAAUGCUCGACAUGGAUGUGAUUCGGAUGAAGAUGAAGUGGAGGCCCUUGCAAGGAAUUUGGAACAAGCUUGUUGUGAUCCUAUUGGCAGAGAACAUGAUGAAGUUCAUGAAGUAAGUGAUGAUGAUGCUAUGGAUCAAAACAUGGAUGCUCGAAGGGAUUUUGAUCAUGACUUUGAAGAUGCUACUAUUGGUGAAGGCAUUGAUGACUUGGACAACAUCGUGUGUGGUGAUGAUGAUGAUGAUGAUGAUGAUGUGGCAAUGAUUAAUGUUGAUUGUGGCAAUGAUGAUGAUAAUUUCGGCGACAAUGAUGACUUAUUUUAG
This is a messenger RNA of Camellia sinensis, 330 nucleotides long. The record is from RefSeq and is a predicted model, not a curated record. NCBI's taxonomy places the organism in Eukaryota, Viridiplantae, Streptophyta, Magnoliopsida, Ericales, Theaceae.